This is a messenger RNA of Colletotrichum truncatum, 1644 nucleotides long. NCBI's taxonomy places the organism in Eukaryota, Fungi, Ascomycota, Sordariomycetes, Glomerellales, Glomerellaceae. The record is from RefSeq and is a predicted model, not a curated record.
AUGUCGGCCAACAACAACAACAACAUCAUCAACAAUCAGCAGCAGCAGCAGCAGCAGCAGCAACACAAUCUUCGCCCGCGUCCACCUGUACCAGCCGAUCCAGAUUUUGUUCAGACGUUUCCAUAUACAAGUGCCCCUACGACCGAGAGCGUUCGUCGCUAUGUGGACCAGACCAUCCUUCCCGCCGCCGCCGCCAGCCCUGCCAGUGCCUCUCGUGCCUCAGCAAUCCUCCUCACCAAUCUUGAGGGUGAAGCCCGUCUCUUAGACGUGGAGUUGCGCGCCGCCGCCGUGACUCGUCCCGGAGAUGUUCGUGCUGCUGCUGCCCUCCGCGAUCUGAAUGACCUGUGGCCGCAUGGCCAGUGGUGUCCGCCUGCUUUCCGGCCCCCCGGCGAUCUCCCUGCGUCUCUUCUUACGGAGAUGCUUGCCUUCUCGAGGCUUGUGUCUGGUCGCAUGGGAAGGGACUGGCUUCCGCGUCUGUGGAUGGGCCCGCCUGCCAUUCAUCCGGCCGGCGUCCUGCAUCUUGCGAUGCAAGGAAAUGUUUACUUAACGCGCCAUGUCAUUCGAGCUGCUCGUUUUGACUUCAUCCAACCGGCUCUGGCCCCGGUCUUGGCUCCGGCCCUGGCUCCAGUUCCACCUGCUCCUCCGCCUCCUCCACCUCCCGCCCCUGCGCCGAUCCCGGUCUCUUUCCAUACCGAGCUCGAGACACGCCUACGCCAGGUCCGCGUGGCUCUAGAGCAGCAAGAGAGUAGUCGACAAGUGGAACAAGAGCAUCAAGACGAUGAUUCUCUUUUCGGAGCUCGAGUUGGCUCCGUACGCGCAGCCUCCGCCCGAGACUCCCAAGGCCCGCCGCCAUUGCUCGGCCUCGACCUCGACGUCGAUCUCGAACUCGACCUCGGCCUCGACCUUGACAUCAACCCCGGCAUCGACAACUCCGAGGCUUUUCUUACGCCGCAGGACCUUGCCACCCACGACGGCGAGCCUGUCGUCAGUCCCCCUGACCAGCAGCCUGUGUCCUUGGUGCCGGGCGAAGACAUCCUCCGCCACGCCAGCGAUCUCCUCCGCAGCAUCGACGAUGACAUCAGAAAGAUGGGCAGGCCGAUAGAGCACUACUUUGGCAUUGGCCCAGACGAAGAUGACGACAACGACGAUAACAACAACGUCGAUGAGGUUGGUUGGUUGGGCGCGCCUCUAAAUGACGACUUCAACAUCGGCCCCGGCGACCAUGACGACGGCGAUGAUGAUAACGAGAUGCCCUCACGCAGCGACCGUAGCUCUGAGCAAGCGGAUCUCCUACCGCCGUUUGUCCUACCCCCCGGCGCCGAAGAGCCCGACGAGCUGGGUCUACAAGGAGCUGCCCUAGAGGCGGUGUUUGUGCCCCUUCCUCGACGCCGUCACCCGCCGCAGCCCUACCAAUCGGUCGAGGCAACAAUCUCAGCCGUCUCUCGGGGCAUCGAAACCUCCACUGCCACCCGCCUUCAGCGUGGUGAGGCUUUCUUCACUUUGGCACAGAGAAACGCCAUCGCACUGGGCGUGGGCGUGGUCAUCGUCGUGGACGUGGGCGUGGGCGUGGACGGGGGCGUGGACGUGGGCAUAGGUCCUGACAAGAACCUUUCUGCUGGGCAUGGCUGGUUCUUUGAAGAUUAA